CGGCGUCGGCGAGAUCCGAGUGCGUCGUCGACGUCGCGUCUAAGGUGGAGCGUCCGGGCAGCACGACGACGCUCAACUUCACGGACCUGGGGAGCCCAUUCGGGGCGGGCGACCCCUGUCCGUCGAGCACCCCGACCCCCAACAGCAUGUCCGGCGGGCCCUCCGCCGGCGGCGGGGGCGCCGCCGGCGCCGGCUCCGACAUGGACCAGCACCUCCACCACGCCGGGCUCGGGUCCGUCACCCCCGGCCCGCCCGGGGCCAAUGGCGGCGCCGAGAGCGCCUCCAGCACCCCCGUCAGCCAGUCCGGCAAGUCGGCCUUCAUCGAGCUCCAGCACAACAACCUCUACAACCCCGCCAGCCUCCGGGGAGGGUACCCCGGGGGCCACAACGUCCCCGGCGCCCACCAGUUCCCGCACCAGGUCGGCUCCCUCGGACACCAGGGCUCCGCUCCUGGCGGCGGCAACCAGCAGCACGCCGACGCCGGGUUCCCCAGCCCCAGGUCCGCCCUCGGCUACCCCUUCGCUCCUAUGCACCAGCACAACGCCUAUGGGUACCACCUUGGGUCCUACGCCCCCCAGUGCCCCUCGCCGCCCAAGGACGGUGAGUACCCCAACUACCUCUCGCCGUUGGGCGACAAAAGCGGGAGCCUCGUCGACGAGCUGGGCGGCGGUGGCGGCGGUUCCCUCAGGAACGGGAAGGGCAAGAAGAUGAGGAAGCCCAGGACGAUCUACAGCAGUUUGCAGCUCCAGCAGCUCAACAGGCGGUUUCAGAGGACGCAGUACCUCGCGUUGCCGGAGAGAGCCGAGUUGGCGGCGAGUUUGGGCCUCACGCAGACUCAGGUGAAAAUCUGGUUCCAAAACAGGAGAAGCAAGUACAAGAAGAUGAUGAAGGCGGCGCAGCAGGGUGGAGGAGGUGGCGGUGGCCAACACGGAAGUCUUCUCGCAGGUGGAACCGCGCUACCUGGGGGACCUUCCCCACAGCCUGGCCAACCUGGGGGACUCAUGCAGGGUGGAGGCGGAAGUUCGGUGUCGGGGAGUCCGACGACGGGGUACCUCGGGGGCAUGGGGGGUGGGGGAGGCGGUCACACCCCCGGAAGCUCCAGCCCCGGAAGCGAGAUGUCACCUCAGCACAACGAGAGCCCCCCUGCGCCAUCUUGGCCCGGGGAGAUGAAACACCACCCCCACCCCCACGCACCACCCCACACCCACCACCACCCACACACGCCCGGGCAUCAUCCCCCGCCGCCUCCACCCCCGCCUCACCACGCGGGAUACAUGCCACAGUAUUCCUGGUAUCAGGCGGAUCCGAAUCCAGGAUUACUGACGGUAUGGCCGGCGGUUUAACGAAAACGUUGCGAACUGGAGCCUAUCCCAAGGGAAGAUCCUCUUCGCAGCCAGGAAGACGUCGCCUUGCUCCCCAGGCCGCCCUGCCCAAAGUGUGAAUACGUAGCCACGUCAGACCGUAAUGUUAAUAUCGUCUAAUUAUCUAAAGAGAAUCGUAAUUGUCGCUUCUAAGCUGCGCGGGGCCGUCCGUCGAAGUGAGAUGAAUGCGUGCGCAAGAGAUGCACCCUCGUAUGCAAGCGACCUGGCCACUCGUUUUUUCCUGUCAGUCCUGCAGGAAACUAAUGCGUAUGCCCUACAAGGCGAGAUUACCGAAUAGCAGUCGAUAAGGACCCCGAAAAAGCGAGCGACAGUGCAUCGGAACUCAAAAGAUAACCCCACCUAGAAUGUAAUUGCAGGUAACUCUGAUAAUGAAAUCGGCGAUUGUACGUGGGAAUCCCUUAGGGGGUAGGUGAGGAGAAUAAAUCGAGGAAUGGGUGGAGAAAAUUGCUCUCAAGGUUUAAUCGAGUCGCGAGGAUCCCACGAAAAUAGGGAUUAUCGAAAGAUAAUUAAAGUCGCUCGGGAUUUCGCGACGCCAUUUUUGGGUAGCGGGAAAAAUUGCACGAAAUAGGAUUUGGAUAUUUUAAUUCGGUAAAAGAAAUAGGUGGUACGUAGAUUUUCGCCUCGCCUUUCGAUAUGGACGAUGACACCUGUCGGAUGCACGGAAGAAGAAAUGGAAAGGGGGAGGAAAAAAGGGGGAGGUCGAGGAGAGCAAAAACGCGAGGGAGAAAGAAAACCGACGCGUUUCGCAACGGAGGCGCAGUCGUCUCUUUACGGCGGUUUUUAGGCCUAAUGAAAUCCUAAAUGACGUUUUCGCGGGGCAAACGAGGCAAUCUCGGAUGACGACGCAAUCAGGCCCUCCUUUCCGGAUGGCGCAACGCAUCGGGUAAUUCCCCGAAACGGGGAGGGGGAGGUAAUGGGAAUUAAAUAAAAAUCAUGAGAAAGUCACAUGCCGAAAAUGUCCCCUAGAGGCAUGACGUUCCCACGUCCCCCAGAAGCCUCGGCCUCGUUUGGCUCCGAUUUUCCCAGGAAGUCCUCGAGGAUAGGGUACCUCCUAAAAAGAGGAUUUUCCUAACCUCGAGAUCUAAUUAAACUAGAUAAAAUUCCCUAUCAAAUUGGGAGGUCCAAGGGAGAUCCUCUGGUUCCUCGAGUCCGUGUCGAAAUUAAAUGGAGGUGCGCUUCGAUUGAGCAUUUCUUCUCUUUGGGGUUAUGUUAGAUGUGAAUCAACGUUUCUCGCAGAUCUCUGGAUGCAGCGGAUGCUCCCGACUCCUCUGGGCCGGUUUUCACGAAAGCGGGCACUUCGUAUUUCGUUGCUUUCCCCUCUCGACUCUCUCGAGACGCCAGUUCUCACGGAGUCGUCACGCCACUUCGUGGCUAACCGUAGAUUUCUCUUCGUCAAGGCCUCUCUCUCUCUUUCUCCCGUGCUCAUUUUCGUUCACCUCCGCGGAGCCACCUUGAAGAGGCUCCCCGUCUCUCUUCGCCUCCGUCGAGAGCAGUUCUCAUGAAAGUUCGUCAAACGCGAGCGGUGCGCCUUUCCUAGGAGUCGGCCAUCGCGCUUUUACGACCUCUCAAUAAAAUUCCACCGUGGAUAAUUUAUCGCUACGCCUGAUUUAUCGCCCCGCGAUGCACCGGCUAACCUCUCUUCCGAUUCUUUUUUUUUUCCUUUUCUUCUUUUCCCUCCCAUUUUUUCGACAUUCUCGCCGUGCUUUCCGCGCGGAAUGCGGGAAAGAAGCCGCCUCUUCUGGGGCCGCCAUCUUGGUACCAAGGAGGGUAAACGAGGAAUGUCCUUUUCCACCUUUCCUCUUAAUCAACGUUCCUCACUCGCGUCAUUACCUCUUACUCAAUGCGUGGCCUCGUGAGAACGAGACUGGUAUGUUACACUUUCUUCGUCCGUUGCCCUCAAUUAUCUCGCGAAAUGAGAAAGAAAUCAUCCUCCGGUUUCCUAAUGGCGAUCCUGGACCGGCGUCCAUCUCGAACGGCGUCGCUUAUUCAAAUUGUUCGAUCAUUCAAAUUAACGUAUUCCCGCGCCUCCAUUCCCUCGUAAUCGGCAUUUUAAUACCUCUUCGCAACGUAAAUCGAAAAAGCCGGAGCUUUUCGACGCUCCUUCGAUAUUUUAGUUCCGCGUCUCCGUUAUCGCUGUUACCGUUUCCGAUCAUUUUCAUUGGUCCCGUGUUUUAUGUUUCUCACUUUUUUUUUCUAUCGUCGAAGUUUCUCCUCCACAGGAUAAACGGUGAAUUAGAGACGGGAUUUCUCGUAAACGUUUCUUGCGGUGGUCCAUCGAGGUCCACUUGGGUCUUCUCGAGGCCACCUCGGGUGGCGUCGGCCGCCAUUUUGGUACCGCGGCAGUUCUGCCUGCGGCCUCUCGCGUUACACAAUGCUCGUGUCUGCGGAAUCGGGGAAAAAGGAACGAAACCGCAACGAAAACGCGGUUUGUGGCCGAGGUGGAGAGAAACCAAGGAGGACCAGUGAGCGUCCUGACCCAAAUUCGACUCGACAUUGUCCAACCACGAGAGAUCGCAGCCUCUUCGUCGACUCCAUUUUGGAGGCGCGUCUCGAGCCACCGUCGGUUAGGAAGAAAAUCGUGAAGAUUUCUAAAAACCUGAAUUGAAUUUACCGGGGCCUUGAAAAAGAAGCUCUUCCGGUGGCCUACAUCGGGUCACGUUCUCCGAUACCGCGCGUCGGGCGGCCAUUUUGGUUCCGCGGCGAUACGCCGGCGGCCAUUUUGAAUUGCGCAACGCGCGACGCCGGGGAAGUGUCUCGAGACAAGGCAAAACCGCAAGAAAAAGGUGGUUUGCGGCCAUCCAGGGGGAGGGAAACCGAGGAGGACCGGUGAGCCUCGUUGGUGACCCAAAUCCGACUCGACAAUGCGCGACCUCAGAAGAACGAGGUCUUUUCGCUGCUUUCUUUCUCCCUUUUCGACUCCUCGAUCCGCGGCUUUAUUCGAGGCGUCGAAAAAAAACUCGACCUCGAGUCUUUCCGAAGAAGGGAUGAAUUUUAAGGGGCACUUUAAACGGAAACCAAGCCUCUCCAAAAUGGCGGGCGAUGCGAGAUGCAUUAACAAUGUAAAUUCGGAUCUUAGAAAGGGUAUUAUUUUUCAUCGGCUUAUUUUUCUACAUUUAUGUAUAGGUUAUGUCCAUCGAGGCGAUGCACUGUCCAUCAUGCGAGUCUCUUUCCCUCGACUCGGGGGAAAAAGGAAAUGCGUGAAGAAAAUUGCGUGAAAAGGAAAAAAAAAUAAUAAUCCAGGUCUGAACAACGGUAACAUGCCCAGGAAAGCGGGAGGGAGAAUUAGGGAACGUUAUCGCCGGUGCAAGGUAUCGUUAUCGCGUUGGUUCUCUGCUUUGAAGAUGAUCCACGGUGAGGUGGUUUAUUUGUAUAAACAAUACGCGUACUACGCAUCGUACACGAGAAAACGAUCUUUCAUGGUUUCGCUGAUUUUUAUACACGAAUAAAAAGAAAAAGAACAGACGUCACAUUGUUCUGCCAUGUCCUAGAAAGGAGAUAAAUCGACUCGUUCAAGGAAACUAGUUCGAGUAUUAAAUAAGCGAUUUUAUUCCCUGACGGGUUAACCUCACUUUCCGCCAGAUAAAGCAUGCAUGUAUAUAAAAUUGGGAAAGAAACGGGGAAUAAGGUUGUUUAUUUAAUAAAAAUCCCGAGUGCAUUCUAGGGGGAGUUGGGUAAAAAUUUGAGAUGGGAGACGAGGACCAGGUCGCGCGUCGUAUCGCUCGGUAUGGUGCAAUAAGAAGAGUAAUUUAAGCGUAACUCCUCAGUUCCUAAAUUGCGAGGUGGAGAGGAAGAGAGCCCCGAGGUUCUAGGAGAGGCACGGGUGGGCGAGGGUGUAGGGAAACGGGGAAGAGCGGCGCGGAGGGCGUUUUAUGCGAGUCGUAGAAAAUCACUAGAAGUUACUAGGUCCGGCCGAGCUGCGAGGAUCGAUUUCGGAGCACUGUAAAUACGAGCAAGGGACGAAUCCCCCGUCCCGUGCGACAACCACCAACCCCUCUCCUAACGAGUUAGCCAUUAAGUGGAUCUGUGUAAAAUAUUAAUAUUGUGAUAAGAGAUGACGUGUAAAGACAAAGAAUCCAGGAGAAUCGUCUAUUAGCGAACCGUACGCGGCGGAAUCCCCCAGCCCCGAUUUAUGCGACUCUACCGAGAUACCCUUGUACGAAUAUAGAUACCUAUGGAGAAACUAAAAUACCUUAAUUACAAUUACUAUUGUAUAAAAUAUGAAUAAUAACUAAUUAAUUCAAUUUAACA
This is a messenger RNA of Orussus abietinus, 5630 nucleotides long. It is a transcript of the gene Dll, whose product is annotated as homeotic protein distal-less. Gene Ontology annotation, biological process: regulation of transcription by RNA polymerase II. The transcript has 5 exons. Bases 147 to 1343 code for a protein of 398 amino acids. Lineage: Eukaryota; Metazoa; Arthropoda; Insecta; Hymenoptera; Orussidae. Gene Ontology annotation, molecular function: RNA polymerase II cis-regulatory region sequence-specific DNA binding; DNA-binding transcription factor activity, RNA polymerase II-specific. The record is from RefSeq and is a predicted model, not a curated record.